Oncorhynchus nerka (sockeye salmon) is the source of this 2484-nucleotide messenger RNA. RefSeq names its product spermatogenesis-associated protein 21-like. The transcript is spliced from 10 exons. Bases 1 to 2229 code for a protein of 742 amino acids. The record is from RefSeq and is a predicted model, not a curated record. Gene Ontology annotation, molecular function: calcium ion binding. Lineage: Eukaryota; Metazoa; Chordata; Actinopteri; Salmoniformes; Salmonidae.
AUGACUCAAGAGGCCCAGAAGAAGGUGUCAAGCUUCCUAGUGAAGCUGAGGCUGAAGAAUCCUUUGCAGAUUACUGAUAACAGGUCCAGUUCGGAGUCAGAGCGAGCUAACGCUGAAGUUCGCCAGGGGGCAGUCAUGCAGUCUUCAGUAGAGGGCAAAGCUCUCCGCAGCACACAAGGAACCAUCCAUAAUAACUCACCGCUGCACUCCCCACCCACUGGCACUGAUAAGAGUUGCAGAGGGGCAGAGGGAUCUACAUCCCCAGAUAACAUUGACAGCGACAGGAAGAAGAUCAAGUUCCCACUCCUCUUCACCAAGACAGCCGUGGCUGGGACCACCACCAACCCCCUUCUCACUGAGAAUGACCAGCCCAGCGGGAAGCUUUCUGCCAAGGCAGAAAAGGCCCACAAGACUGUGAUGGUGACCGGUAUCCCAGAGGAGAUUGAUGUUGGAGCUAAGGUCAUGCAGAAGACCUUACCGGCUAUAUCCAAGUUCAUUUGGUCACGGCCCAGUCCAAGUGAAGAAGAUGACAAAGUCCAGGGCAAAGUCAAAGACUUCCACAAGACCAAACUAGGUGAACAGAAAGAAGAUAACGUCGAAGAAGGGUCCUCCCAUGGAGCAGAGCAAGGCAGAGGCAGGGACUAUAGCAGGAGGAAGGAGCCCCUCUCCUACGACAUACAACACAGACUCAACCAAGCCAUGACAGAUUCAGACAGACUCAAAGCUAGAGAGGUCAUCAAGAGAAGCGGAACCAUCCGCUGUGAGAAUCUCCAGCAAAGGCCCAACCGACAGAAGCCAGAGUUGGAGCGAUUCAAACCCAGGGAUAUCACCAAGAGGAGGGCCAUCAUUCCAUGUGAUGAGCUGCAGCAAAGGCCCCAUCAGCCAAUGCCAAAGCCAGAUAAAGCUGCCCUGGUUAAACUCCCAGCGAUUCCACGGUGGACGGGCUCCAUCUCAUAUGAGGAGUACCAGAAGCUGAACCAGAUGCCAGACAGCACCAUCAACACAGAGGACCUGAAGGAGUUCUUAAACUCACUGGGCAUUACUCAUAUUGAAGACCCGGCAACUACGGUGCCUGACGAUCCCCUGAUCGAUGCCCAGUCUGAUGCCUUCAAAGAAGUCUUUGAGCAGUUUGCAAAGAACAGUGAUGGCUCUCUCAAUGAGGAGGGCCUGGCGUCCACGCUGGACAGAGUGGGGAUCAGUAUCAGCCCAGAGGAGGUGAAGAAAGCCCUGCAGAAGGCUGACUACGACAAGGACGGAGAGGUGGGGUUUCAAGAUUUCCUGCAUGUGAUGGCGGACAGCCAGCGCUUCUCCAAGUGCUUGAAAGGAGCGGACCCAUCCCAGUCUGUUGAGGUGUGUGAGACAGUGUUUUACAAGGCCCUGACCAGGAUGCUGGCUGCUGGUAUCCUGUCCAGUGGUACUACAACAGAGAUAGUACAGUACUACCAUAAAAAGACUCUGAGGCUGAUCCGGCAGGCCGUGCGACCAGACAGGGAGGACGGGGACCAUGUUCUCACCUACUACACCAAGGGAGCUCAUCUCAUAGGCCUGAAGAGCAAGCAGCUCCUCAAGUACAUCCAGCCAGUGGAGACAAUUGCCCAAAGCCAGAAGGUGAAGGACAGCCCGUACUUGAGGUGUCCCAGCCUGAACGUGGCCUACACCUCCUGGGACCCCCGGCGCAUGUCCCUGAACCCUGCACAGAGGGCCAAAUUGGGCCACGUGAAGUCUGUCAAGACCUGGAAGACCGCUGAGAUCGAGGAUCGCAUCAGACAACUGUCAAUCAAGCACCCCGGGAUGGAGAAAAUGGAGAUGAUCACGCCUGUGAAGAUGAAGGUGAACAUGUCCAUGAAGGAGAGGGACCACCUCACUUACAAUGAGAUCAACCAGAUAAAGCAGAUGUCCAAAUCAAGUCUGAACGAGUACCUGAAGGACCUGACCCAGCUGAAACGCAGGGACAUGUGGAUCUCCUGGGGCUCCCUUCAGUGUUACUGUGCCCUCCACAGCCGAAAGGACUUCCACAAAACCUUCACCACCUACUCCUGGUCCUGGAGCGGCUGUCGCAACAUGAUGGAGACUGGAGACCUGGACGCUCCCUGUAGGUCCGCCCUACGCCCCCAUGUAGCCAACCACUGGAGCCCAUCGCCAGGAUCGGCGUGCCUCGUCCAAUCAGGGAGACUAAAAAGAGAAGACCCUGGCGGCAACCCCGUUGACAGGAAGAGCAGUACACUGUAGAAAAGAGGAAUAACACCAAUAGCAAUCAUAACAAUACUGAUACGAUCAAUUACUUUAACCACAAAGAUCCCAGCCACCCCCACUUCCUCUGACCACAGUCUCCACUCCCCCACCCCUCCUGAUCCCAGUCCCAGACUUCGACCAGAGCGGCUGUAGUUAUGAGUGCAACAACCCCCCAUGUUAUGUGUACAAACAGGACCGGCCCCCUAGCUGAUCUGUUGCUCUGGGCCUAACUUACAUUAGCCCUCCACUGAG